Molecule: messenger RNA, 4498 nt
Organism: Bufo bufo (common toad)
Lineage: Eukaryota; Metazoa; Chordata; Amphibia; Anura; Bufonidae
Gene: RIC1
Product: RIC1 homolog, RAB6A GEF complex partner 1
Exons: 26
Coding region: 1-4245 (1414 amino acids)
Biological process (GO): retrograde transport, endosome to Golgi; intracellular protein transport
Cellular component (GO): Golgi membrane; cytosol; Ric1-Rgp1 guanyl-nucleotide exchange factor complex
Molecular function (GO): protein binding
Source: RefSeq, a predicted model, not a curated record
AUGUAUUUUCUCAGUGGCUGGCCCAAGAGGCUGCUGUGCCCCUUGAAGAGUGUGGAGAAGCCCUUUCACAUCCAGCCGGACGCGCAGCGCCUGUUCCUGGCAGUGUUGUCGCACACUCAGCUCAGUAUAUGGUACAGCAGGCCCAGCGUAUUAAUAGCCAGUUACAAGGAGUCUGCAAAGGCAACGGCCCAGUUUGGAGCUUACAAGCAGUCACAAUGGAAGCCGGACAGCAGUGUCGUUGUCAUUACAACUGCCAAUGGAUAUAUUCUGUUCUUUGACAUAGUUCCUGUUGCAGAGGACAAGUAUUUGUAUGAACCUGUGUAUCCAAAGGGAAGCUCUCACGCGAAGACGAUCCCUCAUUACAAGGAGGAACAAUGUGCUCCAGCAUUAAAUUUAGAGACCAAGAAGGUUCUAGAUUUACAGGCACCAAUAACAAGUAUCCAGUCCAUGAUGGACGACCUUCUGGUGGCCACAGAGGAUUGUUUGCUUCACCUCAUUCACUGGGAAGGCAUGACUAAUGGAAGGAAAGCUAUCAACCUCGCUACCAUUCCUUUUUCAGUCGAUUUGCAGCCAUCUAGAGCAGGUUCAUUCUUAGAUUUUGAAGGUGUCCACAUCCGGGAUAUGGAGCACUGUGUAACUCUUGAUGGGUUUGCUGUUGUUUUUAACGAUGGUCGUAUUGGAUUUAUCACACCCGUGUCAAGUACAGCAGAUCAGAUCCAUGGGGUUUGGGCACAGGAUGUGGUGGAUGGAACCUGCGUGGCAGUGAACCAUAAAUACAGAUUAAUGGCAUUUGGAUGUGCCAACGGAUCUGUUCUUGUAUACACAAUAGAUAACACAACUGGCGCUAUGCAGCUUUCCCAUAAAUUGGAGCUUACUCCCAAGCAGUACCCAGAUAUCUGGAACAAGACUGGGUCAGUGAAGCUGAUACGGUGGUCACCUGAUUAUAGCGUUGUCAUGGUGACGUGGGAAUGUGGAGGACUUUCCCUGUGGAGCGUAUUUGGGGCACAUCUUAUUUGUACUCUUGGAGGAGACUUUGCAUACAGAGCAGAUGGCACAAAGAAAGAGACUUUAAAAAUCAGCUCAAUGAGCUGGGGACCUGAAGGCUACCACUUAUGGGCAAUUGCAUCAGAGUGUACUGGACAUGCGGCAAGUGACAAAACUGUACCCAAGCAGUCUGGAAUACUCCAAUUUCAGUUUAUUAAGAGUGCUCUUACUGUGAACCCAUGCAUGAGCAACCAAGAGCAAGUUUUGCUUCAAGGAGAAGAUCGCCUGUACUUGAACUGCGGGGAUGCAACUCAGACACAGCAUGUUAGAGGCUCUUCAUCACAUCCUGAGCACAAGUCUAUACGUGACAGAAGUCCGUUCCCUGUAGGAAAUGUAGAUUCUCAGGGCUUAAGCACUUUACUGGGACAUAGACACUGGCACGUUGUGCAGAUACACAGCACUUACCUGGAGAGCAAUUGGCCUAUAAGGUAUUCUGCCAUAGACAAAAUUGGCCAAAAUGUUGCUGUUUCUGGAAAAUGUGGAUUUGCACACUACUCUUUGCUAACCAAGAAAUGGAAGCUGUUUGGGAAUAUCACUCAAGAACAGAACAUGAUGGUGACUGGAGGCAUGGCUUGGUGGAAUGACUUCAUUGUUCUGGCAUGUUAUAAUUUAAAUGAUCGGCAAGAGGAGCUACGGGUUUAUCUUCGUACAUCAAAUCUAGACAAUGCUUUUGCACAUGUCACCAAGGUGCAGCAGGAGACAUUGCUUCUUAGUGUCUUCAGAGAUAUGUUGAUUAUUUUUCGAGCAGAUUGCUCUUUUUGUCUUUACAGUAUUGAAAGAAAAUCUGAAGGUCCACAUCCUUUGGUCUGUUUACAAGUCCUUCAGGAAGUGUCCAUGUCUCGGUACAUUUCACAUCCUUCCCUUGUUGUAUCCAUCACUCUAACAUCUGUGAGGACAGAGACUGGCAUCUCCCUAAAAAUGCCCCAGCAGGCAUGUGAUGCAGAAAGCAUUAUGUUGAAUCUAGCAGGCCAGCUAAUAAUGUUACAGCGGGAUCGGUCUGGUCCUCAAAUCCGAGAAAAAGAAGCCAACUCACAGCAGCGAAAACUUCUGCCGUUUUGUGCACCAGUGGUCCUAGCACAGUCUGUGGAAAAUGUCUGGAGCACUUGCCGGGCCAACAAGCAAAAACGCCAUCUGCUGGAGGCUUUGUGGCUUAGCUGUGGUGGAGCAGGCAUGAAGGUUUGGCUCCCCUUGUUCCCCAGAGAUCACCGUAAACCGCAUUCCUUCCUGUCCAGACGGAUAAUGCUGCCUUUUCACAUCAACAUUUACCCGCUUGCAGUUCUGUUUGAGGAUGCUCUGGUUCUUGGAGCCAUUAAUGAAACUGUGGCUUAUGACUGUUUGAACAACCUGGGCUCUCCUGCUGAACAUUUGGAGGUUCAGUUCCCUUACUGUAUUGUAGAGAGAACCUCACAGAUCUACCUCCACCAUAUCUUAAGACAGCUGUUAGUCAGGAACUUAGGAGAGCAAGCAUUGCUCUUAGCCCACUCGUGUGCCUCUUUACCUUAUUUCCCACAUGUGCUAGAACUUAUGCUCCAUGAAGUAUUAGAAGAAGAAGCUACCUCACGGGAACCUAUUCCUGAUCCAUUGCUUCCCACCGUGGCUAAAUUCAUCACAGAAUUCCCGCUCUUUCUUCAGACAGUGGUGCAUUGUGCUCGAAAGACAGAAUAUGCCCUCUGGAAUUACCUGUUUGCUGCUGUAGGCAACCCUAAAGACCUGUUUGAGGAGUGCCUAAUGGCUCAGGACCUUGACACUGCGGCCUCUUAUCUCAUCAUUCUCCAGAACAUGGAGGCAGCAGCAGUAAGCAGACAGCAUGCAACUCUCCUAUUCAACACUGCUCUGGAACAGGGGAAGUGGGAUCUAUGCAGGCACAUGAUACGGUUUCUGAAGGCUAUCGGAUCUGGCGAAUGUGACACCCCCCCAGCUACUCCCACUACACAGGAGCCAAGUUCUGCCGGUGGUUUUGAAUUUUUUAGAAACCGCAGCAUAAGCUUGUCCCAAUGUGCUGAGAAUCUUCCUGUUGGAAAGUUCAACCUUCAGAAAACUCUGAGUAUGCCCUCUGGACCAGCUGGCAAGCGAUGGAGUAAGGACAGCGAUUGUGCAGAGAACAUGUACAUAGACAUGAUGUUGUGGAGGCAUGCUCGAAGACUGCUGGAAGAAAUCAGGCUAAAAGACCUUGGCUGUUUCUCUGCUCAGCUGGGAUUCGAGUUGAUAGGAUGGCUAUGCAAAGAACGCACGCGGGCUGCACGAGUGGAAGAUUUUGUUACUGCCUUGAAGAAGCUUCAUAGGGAUUUCCUUUGGCCUUUUCCAGUCAUACCAGUUUCUUCCAUCAGUUCCCCAUUUAAGAAUGGCAAAUUUCGGGCAGCAAUUGGGGAGCAGAUCCUGAAGUCCCAAUCUGCUGAUAACUUUCUGGACGUGGACAGUGGUAUUCCUAGCGUUCCUCGAAGUCUCACUUGGAUGGGUAGUAUUGGAGCUGCACAUCAAGAAAUGGACACUGCCUCAUCCCACAGUCCUCACACGCAGGAUGCACUGCUAUCUCCUUUAUUAAAUAAAGGAGAUGAAUGUAGCAUUGGAUCGGCCACUGACCUCACGGAAACAAGUUCCAUGGUGGAUGGGGACUGGACCAUGGUGGAUGAGAACUUCUCCACCCUGAGUCUGACGCAGUCAGAACUAGAACACAUUUCAAUGGAGCUGGCCAACAAGGGACCUCACAAAUCUCAAGUCCAACUAAGGUACCUGUUGCAUGUUUUCCUGGAGGCAGGCUGCCUGGAGUGGUGUGUCAUCAUUGGUCUUAUACUACGAGAUUCCUCCAUCAUUAACCAAGUGUUGAUCUUUUUGCAAUGCCCUGAAGUUGCAGAGGAGAUGUUACAGGGCAUUCAAAAUGGAAUACAGGCUGUGGAUGCCUGGGCCCUUAAUGACUGCCCUGGAUACAAGCCAUUCCUAAACAUAAUAAAACCUCAACUUCAGAAGCUGAGUGAAGUGACUGUGGAGCAAGUGCAACCUGAAGCUUUUCAGCCCACAGUUAUCUCAAAAGUCACAGAGCAAUCCAGCCCCAGGGCCGAGGACAGCCGCAGCUCCACCAGCCACAGUGCCAGCCCUCAAAGUGACCCAGGCAGCUGCAACAUCAGCAGAUAUGAGGAGAAUGCAUCCAGACAAGAGCAAGAGGAGGCUCUUCAAGAGGGAAGUUACGACUGCGUAAUCUCUUAAUGUUGAGUGAGCUCACACAGCCAUCACAACAGUAUUAUAGAAGGAAUCAAUCACUUGUGGCUGGUCACAUGGCUGGCGGUUUUUAAUAGGUGUGAAAUGACUUCUUUUUCUCAGUGGUUUCCAAGAAACCAACUCUGCAAAUUUGAAGCCUUACGUUUGUUUUGUUGUUAUAACUUUUUUUUUUUUUCUUAAAUACAUUUUUAUUCUUAUUAAUGAGAACUCCAGUGUACAUAUGGAACCAAUCGCUCCUAUC